ACAGAGCCACAGAUUGCUGAGCAGUCAACAGCAUUUCUUGUUCCAAGAUCACCCUUCUGAGUACCUCUCUGGCUGCCAAAUUGCCAGGGCCUUCACAGUUUGAUUCCAUUUCUCAGCUCCAAGCAUUAGGUAAACCCACCAAGCUAGGAUUGCACCGGUCCUGUGAUGGCGUUUGACGUCAGCUGCUUCUUUUGGGUGGUGCUGUUUUCUGCUGGCUGUAAAGUCAUCACCUCCUUGGAUCAGAUGUGCGUUGAGAAAGAAGCCAACAAAACGUAUAAUUGUGAAAAUUUAGGUCUCAGUGAAAUCCCUGACACUCUACCAAACACAACAGAAUUUUUGGAAUUCAGCUUUAAUUUUUUGCCUACAAUUCACAAUAGAACCUUCAGCAGACUCAUGAAUCUUACCUUUUUGGAUUUAACUAGGUGCCAGAUUAACUGGAUACACGAAGACACUUUUCAAAGCCAUCAUCAAUUGAGCACACUUGUGUUAACUGGAAAUCCCCUGAUAUUCAUGGCAGAAACAUCGCUUAAUGGGCCCAAGUCACUGAAGCAUCUUUUCUUAAUCCAAACGGGAAUAUCCAAUCUUGAGUUUAUUCCAGUGCACAAUCUGGAAAACUUGGAAAGCUUGUAUCUUGGAAGCAACCAUAUUUCCUCCAUUAAGUUCCCCAAAGACUUCCCAGCACGGAAUCUGAAAGUACUAGAUUUUCAGAAUAAUGCUAUACACCACCUCUCUAGAGAAGACAUGAGGUCUCUGGAGCAGGCCACCAACCUAAGUCUGAACUUCAAUGGCAAUAAUGUUAAAGGUAUUGAGCUUGGGGCUUUUGAUUCAACAGUCUUCCAAAGUUUGAACUUUGGAGGAACUCCAAAUUUGUCUGUUAUAUUCAAUGGUCUGCAGAACUCUACUACUCAGUCUCUCUGGCUGGGAACAUUUGAGGACAUUGGUGAUGAAGACAUUAGUUCAGCCAUGCUCAAGGGACUCUGUGAAAUGUCUGUUGAGAGCCUCAACCUGCAGAAACACCACUUCUCUGACAUCUCAUCCACCACAUUUCAGUGCUUCACCCAAAUCCAGGAAUUGGAUCUGACAGCAACUCACUUGAAAGGGCUACCCUCUGGGAUUAAGGGUCUGAACUUGCUCAAGAAAUUAGUUCUCAGUGUAAAUCAUUUUGACCAAUUGUGUCAAAUCAGUGCUGCCAAUUUCCCCUCCCUUACACACCUCUACAUCAGAGGCAACGUGAAGAAACUUGACCUUGGUGUUGGCUGCUUGGAGAAACUAGGAAACCUUCAGACACUUGAUUUAAGCCAUAAUGACAUAGAGGCUUCUGACUGCUGCAGUCUGCAACUCAAAAACCUGUCCCACUUGCACACUUUAAACCUGAGCCACAAUGAGCCUCUUGGUCUCCAGAGUCAGGCAUUCAAAGAAUGUCCUCAGCUAGAACUCCUCGAUUUGGCGUUUACCCGCUUACACAUUAAUGCUCCACAAAGUCCCUUCCAAAACCUCCAUUUCCUUCAGGUUCUGAAUCUCACUUACUGCUUCCUUGAUACCAGCAAUCAGCAUCUUCUAGCAGGUCUACCAGUUCUCCGGCAUCUCAACUUAAAAGGGAAUCACUUUCAAGAUGGGACUAUCACGAGGACCAACCUACUUCAGACCAUGGACAGCUUGGAGGUUCUGAUUUUAUCCUCCUGUGGUCUCCUCUCUAUAGACCGGCAAGCAUUCCACAGCUUGGGAAAAAUGAGCCACGUAGACUUAAGCCACAACAGCCUGACAUGCGACAGCAUUGAUUCUCUUAGCCAUCUUAAGGGAAUCUACCUCAAUCUGGCUGCCAACAACAUUAACAUCAUCUCACCCCAUCUCCUCCCCAUCUUGUCCCAGCAGAGCACCAUUAAUUUAAGUCAUAACCCCCUGGACUGCACUUGCUCGAAUAUUCAUUUCUUAACAUGGUACAAAGAAAACCUGCACAAACUUGAAGGCUUGGAGGAGACCACGUGUGCAAACCCGCCAUCUCUAAGGGGAGUUAAGCUAUCUGAUGUCAAGCUGUCCUGUGGGAUUACAGCCAUAGGCAUUUUCUUUCUUAUAGUAUUUUUAUUAUUGUUGGCUAUUCUGCUGUUUUUUGCAGUUAAAUACCUUCUCAGGUGGAAAUACCAACACAUUUAGUGCUGAAAGUUUCCAGAGAAAGCAAAUAAAUGUGCUUAGCAAAAUUGCUCUAAGUGAAGGAACUGGCAUCUGCUGUUGACCAGAUCAGACUUUUCAGAUUGCUUCCUGGAGCUGGGCAGGGACUCACUGUGCUUUUCUGGGCUUCUUACUCCUGUGAGUCCCAGAGCUAAAGAACCUUCUAGGCAAGUACAUACACCAAACCACUCAGGCCAGAGGGUCAGAUGCUGCUGUGAGAGGCACAGAGCCCUUUCCGCAUGUGGAAGAGUGGGAGGAAGCAGAGGGAGGGGCUGGGCAAGGACUGCUGGCCCCGGAGUCUCCCACAGGGAGGCCAUUCCCCUUCUAGUCACCGACAUCCCUCCCAGCACCACACACCCCGCCCCUGAAAGGAGAUCUUCAGCCCCCACAAUUUGGCAGAGCUGAAGCCAGCCCGCUACCCACCCCCCCUACAGCAUUGUGCUUGGGUCUGGGUUCUCAGUAAUGUAGCCAUUUGAGAAACUUAGUUGGGGACAAAGUGUCAAUCCUUAUUUUAAAUGAAAAAAGAAAAGCAUAAUAAAUUUAAAAGAAAAGUCUGAGAAAUGAAACUUGGUAUCAAAUUGACUCCAUUAAUCUUCUUAAUCCUUAGGUCUGUAAGGUCUCUGUAAUGCCCCUAGGGUGCGAAUGGCUGUAAAAAAAAGAACCCACCCCCAAGGUUUAGAAUUUCUUCCACAUUUGCCUCACUCAGUUCAGGAACCAGGCAGGCUCUCUCUGCCUAUCUGAUGUUCUGGCUCUUAUGUUACAGAUCCUAAUUUGCAGGUGGGCUGUGACCCAAAAUGCUCUUCUCAUUUGGGCAUCUGGUUCCUAGAAGCCUCUUUUCCAGGAGAACUGUGAAAUAAAUGGUGGUUUGGUUCUCAGGCUCGCCCUUAAAAGCCUAUUUGCUCCGGAGAGCAUUUGAAAUAGCACCUUUACAUGAAAAUGAGGAAGAAGACAUCCCUUCAUGCUAGCUGUUGGGAACACAGUAAAGCUGGCUUAGUGAGAAGUGGUUUCUGUUGAGGCUGGGGAUGUCACCAAAGAUCACACCAGCAAUGGACAGGGGCCUGGACCACUGAAUGCAGAUAGACAAAGAGCAAUGUCAUGACUUAGGCCUAAAGGGCCAUACUCACACAGGCCUCUAUCUUCUGAAGUCCUGAUUGCCAGACAAGCUUGGCAGGAGCUCCUGGACUCAAGUGGUGCAUUGAUAAGGCCUGGAUUCUGUUCAAUAGCCAAUUUUAGGGUAGAGAUAGAGAUGGUGACUUAUAGUUAUGAAAUUCUGAUAAGCUAACAAAGUAAAAAUGGAUCUAACCAAUCAGAAUAUAUUAGUCCUUAAAUUGAGGGCAUACUAGUGGGACAUCAUAACAGAGUGGAAACUUGGGGGUCAUCCUCUUUGUCUCUUCACCCCCAGGAAAAGCAGGGCAGGCAGGGAACAGCAGUGGGUGAACCUCUUCCUUGCUCAGGGAUUUCAGGCCUUCACACUUGCUCUUUCCUUUGCCUGGAAGAUACUGCCAUUAACCUCCAAAUGACUCCUUCCUUCAUCUCCUUGAGAUUUCAGUGCUAAUAUUUUCUCCUUUCAGGGAGUUCUUCUCUGACCUAGCUAAUCCAAAGCAACCUCUAUGCCUCACCUGGUUUUAUAAUCUUUAUAAUGCUUAUCAGUGUUUGGAAUUAACUUCUUCAUUUGUUUUAAUUAGUUUGUCUUGUCUUGUCUCUCCCAAAUACAAGUGCCAUGGGAGGGUCUUUGCCCAAAGAUACCCUAGAACAUGCCUGGGACAUAGUAAGGACUCUCUGUCUCUCUCUCUGCAUAUGUGUGCAUAUAUAUAUAUAUAUAUAUAAAUUUUUUUUUUUGGAGACCGAGUCUUGCUCUGUCACCCAGGCUGGAGUGCUAUGGUGCGAUCUUGGCUCGCUGUAACCUCUGCCUCCCAGGUUCCAGCGAUUCUCCUGCCUCAGCCUCCUGAGUAGCUGGGAUUACAGGUGCCCACAACCAUGCCUGGCUAAUUUUUGUAUUUUUAGUAGAGAUGGGGUUUCACCAUGUUGGCCAGGCUGGUCUUGAACUCCUGACCUCAAGUGAUGUGCCCGCCUUGGCCUCCCAAAGUGCUGGGAUUACAGGUGAGAGCCAUCGUGCCCGGCCAAGACUCAAUAUAUUUUUAAUAUGUGCUGAUCCCUGAGCCUUUAUUAGCUCCUAGUUCUGCCACCAUGCCCAUGCCGCUGACUCUUAGCUCCUGACCUCUCCACGCUUUCCUGGGCCUCCCACAUGUUUUUCACUGGCAUCUCCUAGGGAAGUUUUUACAAAAUGGAUUCCCAGGCCUCACCCCCAGUUACUGAGAUUCUGUUGGACUGAGGUUGGCUCAGGGUUCCCAGCCAAAUGAUUCCAUGUAAAAUGUGGAAGGUCCAAACUCUAAGAAUCCAGUUUUAGACAGCACCAACCCAUUGAGUCCCUGCAUAUUCUGUCACAGGUAAGCUCUUUCUUGCCUUAGGGAUUUAAGCUGCAGAUGGAAAAUACUAAUUGCUGGUUUACCAACCCAUAGACAUACUGCCCUCCAUAAUAUUUAAUAUGUAACUUGGAAAAACGAAACAAUUCUGUAGAAAAUCUCUGAUGUGAAUUACAUCACACUAACAAUGAAAGGGGCCCAGGCCUUAGCAAAGCAUAAUUGCCCAUCCUGCUUUCACUUCUCAGGCCCGCUCCCUUCCAUGCGAUGCAGCUUGCAGCUCCGUAACUGAUCUAAGGCGUUGUGACAGCUCCUCUGUUUUAAGCAACAGUAAAUUCACCCCACAAAGUCAGGAAGGGAGCUUUUUGAUGGCUGCUGUCAAUUUUAUUGCUUUAUCCUGUUUACUAGGAUAGAAUCUGUAACAUGGUGUGUUUAUUGGUUUUAUGUAUUGCAUGUUGUUGCUGCUCUGACAAGCUACUCCUAUAAAAAUGUGUUAUUAUUGCAUGAUGUAGCUCAGUGAGCUGACCCUGCAUUUCAAAGGGUACUGAAGCAAAUAGCAUUGAAGUCCAUAAAAGCUGACUGGCCUCCAUCACAGAGGACUCUCUGCAUGAGCUGCAACUCCUACAACCCAGGAGAGAAUUACACCUUUCCCUGUGCCAGCAGCCACUGCUUAGUACAGCACAGCCCUUGAACACAGUCACUAUCUGUAAAAUUCCAAGACAGAAAACUCUCAUGCUAUUCUUAUUUGUCCAACUCUCCAAUCAGUGUUGUUUGCAAUUUUGAUGUUUAUAAAAGUAUGAAACAAA
Messenger RNA from Pongo pygmaeus (Bornean orangutan), 5392 nucleotides. RefSeq names its product CD180 molecule (gene CD180). The record is from RefSeq and is a predicted model, not a curated record. NCBI's taxonomy places the organism in Eukaryota, Metazoa, Chordata, Mammalia, Primates, Hominidae. Gene Ontology annotation, biological process: MyD88-dependent toll-like receptor signaling pathway; defense response to Gram-negative bacterium; toll-like receptor 4 signaling pathway. Gene Ontology annotation, molecular function: lipopolysaccharide binding; lipopolysaccharide immune receptor activity; protein binding. Gene Ontology annotation, cellular component: lipopolysaccharide receptor complex; plasma membrane. The transcript is spliced from 3 exons. Bases 166 to 2151 code for a protein of 661 amino acids.